AUGUUGGCGGCCAAACAAGCGGUUGGGUCCUGUUUGUCCCCAAAAACCGUCCGCACAACAGGGACACGUGGGAACAUGUGUGAUUCUGGUUGUUGUCUGCAGAUCCAGGGCUCUGAUGGGACGAGGCCAGUGGGGGCGCUGGGCAAGGCCACCAGCUCCAGUGACAUGCUGCUGAAGCUGGCUCGUACCACCCCUUACUACAAGCGUAACCGCCCCCACAUCUGCUCCUUCUGGGUCAAAGGCGAGUGCAAGAGAGGAGAGGAGUGUCCCUACAGACACGAGAAGCCCACGGACCCUGACGACCCUCUGGCUGACCAGAACAUUAAGGACCGUUAUUACGGCAUCAAUGACCCGGUGGCUGACAAGCUGCUGAAGCGAGCGGCCACCAUGCCCCGGCUGGACCCCCCCGAGGACAGGAGCAUCACCACCCUGUAUGUGGGGGGGCUCGGAGAGCAGAUUUGUGAGACAGAGCUACGGAAUCACUUUUACCAGUUUGGGGAGGUCCGGUCGAUCACGGUGGUGCAGAGACAGCAAUGUGCCUUUAUACAGUUUGCCAGUAGACAGGCCGCAGAGCUCGCUGCUGAGAAAUCCUUCAACAAACUCAUCAUCAACGGCCGCCGGCUCAACGUCAAGUGGGGGAGGUCACAGGCCGCGCGGGGGAAGGAGAAGGACGGGAGCCCGGAGUCGGGGAUGAAGCUGGAGCCGGUGCCGGGGCUGCCAGGAGUCCUGCCGCCCCCCGUCUCAGUGGAGGAGGAAACUCCCCCCAACUUCUUCAACCUGCCGCCCAGCGCCCCGGCCACGGUGAUGAACAUCUCGUUACCCCCUCCACCACCCGGGUUCGGGCCCACAGUCUUCCACUCUAUGCCUCCGCCACCUCCACCUUUCCUCCGGGCCCCGGGCCCCAUCCACUACCCCUCCCAGGACCCCCAGCGCAUGGGAGCUCACACGAACAAGCCCAACAACGCCUAGCCCACCCCGCACGCCUCACCUUCCCUUUUAUACCAGUCACGGGGGGGAUGCGAGGGGGGGGAGAGAGGGUUUGUGUCGCUCUCGCUCUGUGCCCCCCCCCCCGCCGUCUUGCUUUUAUUUGGGGGUUCCAGUGGUUCCCGUAUCGCCGCUCGGCUUCCGUGAGGAAUGUGUGUUUCCGGGAGGUCGCGGCUGGCAGAUCCGUGGGGAACCCGGGUAUGUCAGGCUGAGCGGUUCGAGGAUGAGAGAUUGUUUGCACACGUCUGAACACGUCUGAAGUUUGGACACGUCUAAAUUGUCACCCACCCCCCCCACCCCCCACCCA
This is a messenger RNA of Callorhinchus milii (elephant shark), 1291 nucleotides long. Its product is annotated as pre-mRNA-splicing factor RBM22. The coding region runs from base 1 to 969 and encodes 322 amino acids. The transcript has 7 exons. Gene Ontology annotation, molecular function: pre-mRNA binding; metal ion binding; U6 snRNA binding. Gene Ontology annotation, cellular component: Prp19 complex; U2-type catalytic step 1 spliceosome; U2-type catalytic step 2 spliceosome. Lineage: Eukaryota; Metazoa; Chordata; Chondrichthyes; Chimaeriformes; Callorhinchidae. The record is from RefSeq and is a predicted model, not a curated record.